This is a messenger RNA of Balaenoptera musculus (blue whale), 2215 nucleotides long. RefSeq names its product cystathionine gamma-lyase (gene CTH). Lineage: Eukaryota; Metazoa; Chordata; Mammalia; Artiodactyla; Balaenopteridae. The coding region runs from base 185 to 1462 and encodes 425 amino acids. The transcript is spliced from 11 exons. Gene Ontology annotation, molecular function: pyridoxal phosphate binding; cystathionine gamma-lyase activity. Gene Ontology annotation, cellular component: cytoplasm. The record is from RefSeq and is a predicted model, not a curated record. Gene Ontology annotation, biological process: transsulfuration.
CGGGCCCGCUAAUAGAGUCUCUGCUACAGUCCGGCUUUUGUGCGCUCGCCGCUGGUCACCCGGUUGGGCGUACCUUUACCUCUCUUUCGCCUAAUUCUUCGGUGUCUUUUUCAAGCCCCGACUCACCAGUUUCAUAGUUUUAUCUUCCUUGCUCUUUAACUCUCGCCUUCCUUCGCAGAUCAGCAUGCAGGAAGAAGACGCCUCCCCACGCGGUUUCCUACCUAGGUUCCAACAUUUCGCUACGCAGGCCAUCCAUGUGGGCCAGGAACCAGAGCAAUGGACUUCCCAGGCCGUAGUGCCCCCCAUCUCACUGUCCACCACGUUCAAGCAAGGGGCUCCUGGCCGGCACUUGGGUUUUGAGUACAGCCGUUCUGGAAAUCCCACCAGGAAUUGCUUGGAAAAAGCAGUGGCAGCACUGGAUGGGGCUAAGUAUAGUUUGGCCUUUGCUUCAGGAUUAGCAGCCACUGUGACUGUUACCCAUCUCUUAAAAGCAGGAGACCAAAUUAUUUGUAUGGAUGAUGUGUAUGGAGGUACAAACAGGUACUUCAGGCAGGUGGCAACUGAAUUUGGAUUAAAGAUUUCUUUUGUUGAUUGUUCAAAAACCAAAUUGUUAGAGGCAGCUAUUACUCCAGAAACCAAGCUUGUUUGGAUUGAAACUCCCACAAACCCUAUCUUGAAGAUGAUUGACAUUGAAGCCUGUGCACAUACUGUCCAUAAACAUGGAGACAUUAUUUUGGUCGUGGAUAACACUUUUAUGUCGGCAUAUUUCCAGCGGCCUUUGGCUCUGGGAGCUGAUAUUUGCAUGUAUUCAGCAACAAAAUAUAUGAAUGGCCACAGUGAUGUUGUGAUGGGCUUAGUGUCACUUAAUUCUGAGAGGCUUCAUAAUAGGCUCCGUUUCUUGCAAAAUUCUCUUGGAGCAGUUCCAUCUCCUGUUGACUGUUACCUCUGCAAUCGAGGUCUGAAGACCCUACAAAUCCGCAUGGAGAAGCAUUUCGAAAAUGGAAUGGCAGUUGCUCAGUUUUUGGAGUCGAAUCCUCGGGUAGAAAAGGUUAUUUAUCCCGGGCUGCCCUCUCAUCCUCAGCAUGAGCUGGCAAAGCGUCAAUGCACAGGUUGCCCAGGGAUGAUCACCUUUUAUAUCAAGGGCUCCCUUCAACAUGCUGAGACUUUCCUCAAGAACCUAAAGUUAUUUACGCUGGCUGAGAGCUUAGGAGGAUAUGAAAGUCUUGCUGAGCUUCCGGCAAUCAUGACCCAUGCUUCAGUGCCUAACAGCGACAGAGAAGUCCUUGGAAUUAGUGACACACUGAUUCGACUCUCUGUGGGCUUAGAGGAUAAACAAGACCUACUGGAUGAUCUAGAUCAAGCUUUGAAGGCAGCGGUAAGUUUUAUUUUAGUGUGUGUGUGUGUGUGUGUGUGCGCACACAUGUGCUUAAUCUUGGGGGCGGGUGGGCCACUAUGUUUAUAGAGUGGACUGUAAACGUUUUCUCUUUUCUUAUUACAAUAUACAGGGUGUAUAAAUGUAUAGGGAACUCAGUCGAAAUGCAGAUUUAAAAGAAUGUAGUCUUCAGAAAAGAAUUCUUGGAGGAGGUGAAGUCUUUGCCUGAAGGUUUAAUAACAUAUUUUUCUUGUGCACCGUUAAUACAGCACCCUCCAAAUGCAAGUCACAACUAGCAUUCCAGAACUGCUAUUAGAGGUUGCUUCCUGUGAAGAUCAAAACUUCUGAAUAAUUGAAUGGACCAUUAAUGAGCCUUCACAGAAUUUUCAAGUGAAAAUUUUAAGGCACCUUAUUACCUUUCACAACUGUAAUCUUCCUGGGAUCAUUCCUGUUAAAAAGUUUCCUCUUUCCCGUAUUGUAAUUGACAAGUCAAUUCUGUUAAGAUCUUUUUGUUAAUUUGGAUAUACAUUUGCCUCUGAAGGAGGUGAGAUUUGUGCUGCUAUUGGGGAUUGUGUUCUUUUUUUCAAGCUUAAGAUUUAUGUUGAUCAUGUUUACAAUAUAAUGGUAUUUCAUUUUUGAUGCUUUCUGAGGAAUUUAAAUUAUUGAAUGAAUGUUCUUAAAUCAAGGGUGAUUUUGUAUAUUGGUGAAAAUAGCACUCAAAGCAAUGGUUUACACUUAAUUACCAUAAGCCAAAAAUCAAAUAUCUGAAACGUCUGUGAAAUUCUACUGAUUUAAGGUUGUACUUACUAUUUUUUUAAAAAAUAAAUCUAAUUAUCAAAUGUA